AUGAGUGCUUCGCUUACCAAAGUUGUGGACCUCACAUGGCCUGUGAGAAUUAAUAUUGGCAAGAUCUUGGGAGGUCGAGGUCGGCUGGAAGUGGACCCGUGGAGCUUCGUGUUCCCCUUGACGCCCCUGGUGUGGGUGGCCACCCUGUCCUCACUGCUGGUGCUGACUUCUGCUGUCUUCCUUUUCUCAACGUGUUUACACCUUAAGACGUCGAGUGAACGUUGGCAAGACACAUUCAACUUCAUUAGUUUAUUUCUUCAACAAGGUUUUGUUGUGCAGCAUAAAUGGUGGUGGGAGCGGGUGAUGUUGGCGGUGUGGGGGCUGGUGGUCGUUGUGCUGACACAGAGCUACGCCGGCAACCUCAUGGCCCUGCUGGCCGUCGCACACGUCAAUAACCCCAUCCAGUCCCUCCACGAUGUCCUCAACGAUGGAUCAGCCACGUUAAUUGCCAAGAAAGUCACUGAACAUGAACUGGGUUUUCUUGUAAUUAGUGAGCUCCUGUUAUUGUAUCAAUGA
This is a messenger RNA of Procambarus clarkii (red swamp crayfish), 516 nucleotides long. The record is from RefSeq and is a predicted model, not a curated record. Lineage: Eukaryota; Metazoa; Arthropoda; Malacostraca; Decapoda; Cambaridae.